Messenger RNA from Pararge aegeria (speckled wood butterfly), 1991 nucleotides. Its product is annotated as esterase E4-like. The record is from RefSeq and is a predicted model, not a curated record. The transcript is spliced from 3 exons. The coding region runs from base 44 to 1672 and encodes 542 amino acids. Lineage: Eukaryota; Metazoa; Arthropoda; Insecta; Lepidoptera; Nymphalidae.
UGGCUCGCCUACUUUACUAUCAACCAGUCAUUAAUUAAUAACCAUGCAAAGCGGACGUGUUAUUUGUGUUCUGGCGAUAAUCCUGCAAUGCGUCAUUUGUAAAAUGUCGAUUAAUAUUUGGACAAGUGUAAUAACUCUAGCGCAAGGAAAAUUAAGGGGCAAAGUCGAUUUUACAAACAAUUACAAUUCUUAUUUAGGAGUACCUUAUGCAUCGGUUACAAAGCGCUUCCAGGAAGCGGGACCUGCACCAGCAUGGAAUGGGACAAAGCUGGCAAUCAAUGGGACUAUCAAAUGCAAACAAUACUCCGACUCUUUAAAAAAGCCGAUAGGACAAAGCGAUUGUCUUGUUGCUAACAUCUUUACUCCAAUUAGAACUAAAAAUAAUUUAUUACCUGUAAUGGUUUUCAUUCAUGGAGGAGGAUUAGAUUUUGGCAGUAACACUGACCUUACGUUCAAUCCAAAGUACUUUGUACAAAAAGAUGUAAUUAUGGUCACAAUUAAUUAUCGGCUGGGUGCUUUCGGUUUUCUAUGUUUACAUGAAACUGAAGCAACUGGUAACAUUGGUCUUAAAGACCAAACAGCUGCACUAAGAUGGGUGAAAAACAACAUUCGAGCUUUCGGUGGCAAUCCGGACACAGUGACAGUGUUUGGUGAGAGUGCUGGAGCAUCGACUAUCCACUACAUGAUUACUACUGGAAAAUAUAAAGGGCUAUUUAAUAAAGCUAUCCUGCAAAGUGGAACAGUUUUAAUGCCAAAUAAGUUUGACGAAAAUCCAAUAAAGACUGCAUCAAAAAUUGCGUCGAAAAUGGGAUUUCAAACAGAUGAUCCAAAAGAACUGCUGAAAAUAUUUAAAAAUGCCACAUCUGAUGAUAUAGUAGAAGCAUCGCGGGUGGAUGCAAAAAACCAACCCUUAAAAUUAUAUCCAUUCAGACCUUGUAUAGAAAACCCAGUCAAAGAAAAUAAAUCGUUUAUUACAGAAACCCCAAGAGAAUUAGUAGAAUCAGAAAUAUCAGAUCCCAACUUAGAUAUAAUAUUAGGAUAUAAUAAUAUGGAAGGAAUAAAGCAGGCAGGUCAAUAUGAUUCGAACGGACUUCAAAAAUUAAAUUCAACAUUGUCUGAAAUAAUACCUGAAAACAUACAAUUCGCAAAUGAGUUAGAUAAAGAAGCUCUAACGCAAGAGAUACGAAAAUUUUACUUUGGAAAAGGCAUUGAUUACGAUUCUUUAAUCGAUUAUUUUUCAGAUACCGUUAUGUUUUACCCUUCAAUUAUAUCCGCAAACUCUUUACUUUCAUCUAAUAUUACAUUAUACAAUUAUUAUUUUAAAUACGAUUCAUCUAGGAAUUUUUAUAAAUUCAAUUCUGGUCUACCUCUACAACCUGGAGCUACUCAUGCGGACGAGCUGUGCUACAUGUUUAAUAUCGUGAUAUUUAAUUCAAUGCCAGUAUUACCACCAAAGGGUAACGAUUUGAAAAUGAUUAAUACACUGACAACACUAUGGACUAAUUUUGCCAAAACAAGGAAACCAUCAUCCUCUAGGACUGCAGAGUGGAUCCGAAGUACGAAUGGCGAUCUAAAGUUUUUGCAACUUGAUAAUGAUAAGGAAAUGAGAAUGCCACUGCCCAAUAAAGAAAGAUUUCUAUUUUGGGAUAGAGUCUACAAACAAUAUACAUGAUUUUAAUAACAAUAUGUAGUUAUUAUUCGGUAUUUCAAGGAUAAUGUUAGCGACGUUAAUGUUAUACGUGUUUUAAAUACAAAUUAUAAGUAGGUCCGAUGCUAUAACGAAUUACCAUUUAAUAGUUUGUGUUUGUGUGUUUAUUUGCGCGCGUGUGUGUGUGUGUUUCUCUGUGUGUGUGUGUGUGCGUGUAUGUGUGUGUGUGUGAGUGUGUGUGUGGGUAUGUGUGCUUGUACAUAUUCUUGUUUUUUCCAUAUUUUUAUACACCGCGCAGAUGUACUCUGCGACAAAUCGAAAAUAAAAAGAGCGAUGGAUGUGG